Molecule: messenger RNA, 760 nt
Organism: Tarenaya hassleriana
Lineage: Eukaryota; Viridiplantae; Streptophyta; Magnoliopsida; Brassicales; Cleomaceae
Product: protein SHOOT GRAVITROPISM 5-like
Exons: 2
Coding region: 119-571 (150 amino acids)
Biological process (GO): gravitropism
Cellular component (GO): nucleus
Source: RefSeq, a predicted model, not a curated record
ACAUGUAAAGCCACUGGUUUUGCCACCCACUUGUUCAUAUUAGCAGCCUUUCCCCACCCUUGGAAAAAAAAAUCUUCCACUCGAUCUUAGAGAGAGAUAGAGAGAGUGGACACUGUUAAUGGCGGAAGACGAUCAAAAGGAGCUUCAGCUGCUGCCAUCUCCUCCGCCAUCGGAUCCGGCGGGGGGGAAGAUGAAACCGACGUCGGUGCAGAUCACAGGCUCCUCCGCCGUGAGACACCACGAUCUCGACCUUAAACUGUCCAUAAGCCUCGGCCCCUUCACGGCGGAUCAUCCGUACGGAGUGGAGGCGGUGCACUGGCAAGCGGCGGAGCAAAUAAGGCAUGCGGCGAUGGAGAAGGCUUACGCCGAGAGGAUCAGAGAGCUGACUCGGAGGGAGAUGGAAUUGGCUCAGUCCGAGUUCACCCGUGCCAGGCAGAUAUGGGAGCGGACGAGGAAGGAGGUAGAGAAGGCAGAGAGGUUGAAGGAGAAGGCGAUGAUGAAGAUAGACCCUGCGUGCAUGGAGAUCACUUGUCUCUCCUGCAGCCAGAGGUUUCAUUAUGCCCUGAUUUAGUCAUCUUUGAUCGUAAUCCCUACACCCAAAAUCACAGGUCAUUUGUUUUUUUCCCCUUCUUCUUUUGGGUGUUAAUUUGUUGAUUUCGGGUUUCGAGUGAGUUUCGUUCUGGUUUUGGUAUAUUAUUAGGUUCCUUUUGUUUCCUUGAAAUCUAAGGAAAAAUACAAUCAUGAUUGUUUUUUUUUUUUU